Molecule: messenger RNA, 986 nt
Organism: Truncatella angustata
Lineage: Eukaryota; Fungi; Ascomycota; Sordariomycetes; Amphisphaeriales; Sporocadaceae
Product: isochorismatase
Exons: 2
Coding region: 47-628 (193 amino acids)
Source: RefSeq, a predicted model, not a curated record
GCCCAAGUUUUAAGAAAGCGAGAGAUAGUCGUUCGAUCGUGACCAAAUGGCUUCUGCAACUUCAUUCCGCGAGAUCAUUGGCGCCACUCCGUCCACGGCGUCGACUAGCGAUAGCACUCUCAUCAUCAUUGACGCGCAGAAUGAGUAUGCCGAGGGCAAGCUCAAGGUCGAUCAUGUCGAUUCGUCAAGGAAAGUUAUCGCAGAAUUGCUGAAGAAAUACCGCGAAUCGAAAGGGAGCAUUGUACAUGUUUUACAUGCCACUCCGGAAGGAGCUCCAGUUUUCACACCGAACACCAAAUUAGCCGAGGAGUUCGAUGAACUCAAGCCUAAGGACGGCGAGAAGGUUGUGCACAAGAAAUAUGCCGGCUCAUUCGCGGAGACAGACCUUCAAGCGCAUCUUGAGAAAGUCGGAAGCAAAAAGGUGGUCCUAACCGGCUAUAUGGCGCAUGUUUGUGUAUCCACUACAGCUCGGCAGGCUGCCCAACGAGGCUACGACGUACUCAUUGCCGAGGACGCUGUUGGCGACAGAGACAUCCCUGGUGUGACUGCGGAGCAGCUGACGAAGGUCGCAUUAAGCGAGAUCGGGGAUGCGUUUGGUACUAUCAUCCAGAGCAAGAACAUCUCGUGAGGCAUCCAGAGAACAAGAAUUGGAGUGCCAUGCUUAGUAUAUCAACUACAACACACGGUCCAUAGGGAAACAUAAUCAAUACGGGUAUUUGCACCGUGGCUCAGCUUCAUAUGUGCUGAAUUUAGCGGCGCGAUACGCUAUAAAAUACGCUGAAAAUCGGUGCCGAGAAAAGCCAUAGGAGGCCCAGAGCGCCGACAGUUAGGCGGGACAUUAAUGACAGCCACAUCAGACAAACAAUGUAAAUAGAAUAACAUAGUAUCGUUGCAAGAAAGAUUAUGAUCUCAGCCUUUUAUUUACUCGAUACCGCUUCGUAGUAAUUUUAAUACUCGGCUUUAGCCGAAUUUACUGAUUGAGCGUU